AGCGGCUCAAGAAACUUUGACGGCAACUCGACCAUUGCUCCAAGCUUUUCGCACAGACCGAGCGGUAGCUUUCACCGGGGCGGCUUGCAGUGCAUUGCGCGUGUGAUGGCAUGGCGUUCUUCGCCAAAGGGCAGUGCUGCCCGAUAUGCAGCCAAAGCUUCUUGGCGAAUUCGGCAAAGUAUCACAUAAAGGCUUGUGCAAGACAGACGCUGGCGCAGCUGGAUACUUGCUCUUCCUGCGGCCGGCUCGUCCGGAAGGAGGACCUGAAGGAGCACGCGGCCCGGUGUAGAGCCCGGGGAGCCGAGGCAGCAUCCGAAGGGUCCGAAGGGUUACGCAAGACCUGGCAGGAGAAGGGAAAGGUGCUGCGUGUCACGCUGGCGAAGAUCGAGGCUGGUGAAAUCGGGAGCCUCGACCCGCGCGGAUUUUUUCUUUGCUCCAUUUGUGGACAACAAGGUUUGGGGCUGACGGAAGUGCUAUCUCAUGAGGAGGCUUGCCGUCAGCGAUUGAGUACGGAUGGUCAUGUCUCGCGACCUGAUGCCAUGACUUCCGUUGACGCAAGUGCUGGGGAGGACGGCGGCCUUCCUGUAUCUCUGGCGCAAGCCUUUGCAGAUCUGAAGCAGGAGAUCCUGAAGGUUGCCGCCGAUGAAGCCGAGUCUAGCUGCUUGCUGGCGCUCAGUAUUGACCGGCUGCGAGACGUAGCACGCAACGCUUGCUUUCUGGAGGAGAAGAAGUACCGAAGACUUCGAUUGUCAAAUCCGGCGGUGGCCGAGGCCAUCGGUCGCUGGCAGUCGUCUAUCCGGAUGCUGGAGGCUGUUGGCUUUGAGUCGGUGAUGCACACCAGCAAGACAGGAACGGAUCCAGAGCCGCAUUUGAUGCUUCCAUGCCAGCUGGCAGAGAGCACUUUGCAGGUCUUUCUCGAUAUUCUGGACGGGAAACAAGUCGCCCAACCUGACACGGCAGCUUCGACAACAUCAGCCGUUCUGGAGGAAUGCUGCUAUUGUCACCGGAAGUUCCGCUUUGACCGGAUUGCCAAGCAUGAAACACGCUGCCCAGAGUCAAAGCCCAGAACCGCCAAGUUUGAUGCUGCAAGAAAGUUGCUCGGGGGGACGCCGGGAGAACACCACAUCCCAGAUGUGAGGGAGCUUUUGGGCAGACGCGAAGGAGGCUUGGGCAGUACCAAGCUCCCUCCUUUGGUCAUGAAGCACCACAACGGGGAUGGCACUGGUGCUUUCACUGAUCUUCACGAGUGCAACCGUUGCAAGCGCAGAUUUUCUGCGGAGGCGCUGGAGAAGCAUGCAAAGCGCUGCAAUGCUCCGCUGGCACGGACCAGUGAGGUGGACAGGCCUCACGUGAGGCCUCUGGGGGCGGAGUCUGAAGCUGCACGGAGGUCGACGCCGCGGGCGUCGCGACCAAGCAGCGCCUCCAGCGCGGCGUCCAGGUCCCGAGAUCCGAAACUUCCGAGAGAUGGCAGAGACUCCAACCCGAAGCCGAGACCCGAGGCCAAACCGGAGCGGACGUCCACUCCGAGCAGGGCAGAGCGGACGUCGACUCCAAGCAGGGCAGAGCGGACGUCGACUCCAAGCAGGGCAGAGCGGACGUCGACUCCAAGCAGGGCGACUAGGGCCGAUCGCCCAACUUCCAGCAGGGCGACUCCAAGUCUUCCAUCUCUGAGCAGGGCGGAGCCCCGUGAGCCCCGUGAGGCCCAUGCGGAGCCCGUCAAGGCCUCGAGCGCGUAUCCUUUACCAGCUCCAAGUGCCAAGCAGGAUUUUCAAGGGCAGCCAUCGUACGAUCAGCUGGAGAUUGACGUUGCUGAUUGGCUUGACACAUGAGCUUUUGUUGCCGAAAGACCAGAACCAAGCAACACGCCACCAAGACCAGCUGGAAUAGCAUCAAAACAUCCCGCGAUUCCAAUGCGUGCCAUGUUUUGCUCUGCCUCAUGUAUACAUAUUUGCUCAUCGGGCCCUUUACCGGCCCUUGCCUUCGGAGGAGAUCAGCGCGGCUGUGAUGAAGUCGGCUGUUGCACUCGGGUCAUUGAACAUCGUCAGCUUCCUGCUGAGCCGGGCAUGAGAGGCUUAAAACAGAGACUGCGCGCCGCAAGCGGGCAGAUGCCUUGUCGCUUCAAGGAUCAGUGGAAGCCAAGCGAUUGCCAGGA
Effrenium voratum is the source of this 2152-nucleotide messenger RNA. Lineage: Eukaryota; Dinophyceae; Suessiales; Symbiodiniaceae. The record is from the annotation of a GenBank genome assembly.